AUUCCACUUCCUACGUGUUGCUACGGCAACUCAAAACAACAAAAAAACUAAACUCAGUUGGGUACAAAAACGGUGCUCCAAAACCUGGAUAAGAAGUAGUUUUUUAUUUCGUUGGCUCCAGCGACUACACAUUUUAGGAAGUAGUCUUUAAAAUUAAGUAGUUUUCUUUAUUCAUUUGGCAGAAUGAGUCAUCGACUGAUUAUUCAAGUUUUUGAGCAGUACCAGAAGUCCAGGUUGCAUUUUGUGCAAACCGUUGCUGAUUUUGCGACCAGACCACAAAACUCCGAAAUCCUCCAUAAUGCAGGAGUGAUGCCCAUGCUCCGGUCCCUGCUGCUGGACACGGUACCGAGCAUCCAGCAAAAGGCAGCUUUGGCUCUGGGUCACCUGGCGAACCACAGUGACAAUCUGGCAGAAGCUGUGGUGAAAGAAGACAUCCUACCCCAGCUGGUCCAUUCUCUGGCCUCGCAGAACAGGUUUUAUAAAAGGGCAGCAGCGUUUGUUCUGCGUGCAGUGGCCAAUCACUCUCCUGAACUGGCCCAAGCAGUAGUGAGCUGCGGGGGCGUUGACGCUAUGGUACUCUUCCUGGAGGAGUUUGACCCUGGGGUGAAGGAGGCCGCUGCCUUUGCUCUGGGCGCCAUCGCACGACACAAUGCAUCUCUGUCCCAGGCGGUGCUGGAAGCAGGAGCGGCGCCCCUGCUGGUGUUGUGUCUCUUGGAGCCCGAUAUGGCCCUCAAACGCAUCGUGGCCUCCACACUCAGCGACAUCUGCAAACACACGCCAGAAUUGACCCAGACCGUGGUGGACAACGGCGCCAUCGCACACCUGGCACAGAUGAUCCUCAGCCGGGACGCCAAGCUCAAGAGGCAGGUGUUCUCCGCCCUCAGCCAAAUCAGCAAACACUCCGUCGCCCUGGCCGAGAUGGUGGUCGAGGCCGAGGUCUUCCCCGCCGCCUUCGUCUCCCUCAACGAUUCGGAUGAUUACGUCAGGAAGAACGUUGUGACCCUGAUGAGGGAGGUGGCGAAACAAACUCCAGAGCUGUCCCAGCUGAUUGUGAACUGCGGUGGGCUGUCAAAGGUGAUCGACUACCUGGGAGAGAGCCAUGGACAGUUGCGGCUCCCGGGCAUCAUGAUGCUGGGAUACAUGGCAGCUCACAAUGAAAGCCUCGCUAUGGCUGUCAUUCUCUGUAAGGGGGUGCCCCAGCUGGCCCUGUGCCUCUCAGAGGAGCAUGAGCAGUACAUCAAGGCGGCCACAGUGUGGUCAUUAGAUCAGAUAGGUCAUCACUCCCCUGAGCAUGCCAAGGUGGUGGCCGGAGCAAACCUGCUGCCCAAGCUGCUGGACCUCUACAUGGACAUCAGCAGCUCAGAGGACCUGCAGGCCAAGAGUAAGAAGGCCCUGAAGAACAUCCUACAGAAGUGCACCCUCGUCCCGGCUCUGGAGCCGCUACUCUACAACGCUCCCAGCAACAUCCUCAAACACGUCCUCUGCCAGUUCAGCAAGGUGCUUCCGCUGGACAGCAAGGCCCGUCGUUUGUUUGUGACCAGCGGUGCACUGAAGAAAGUCCAAGAGAUUGACGCAGAGCCGGGCUCCGCUCUGCAGGAAUACAUCAACGCCAUCAACAACUGCUUCCCUGUAGAGAUAGUCAGGCACUUCUCGCCAGGCUACUCUGAGAGCCUGUUGCAGCGGUUAGAGGGCUACCAGCCGGAAGAUUUAUUUCGCAUUCCUGCUCUUCCAACUGAGGGUCAAUAAACGUUUUUGUGCCUUACAAAUCUAAGUGGUCUUAUUAAAAGAUUUCAUUGAUGUUGCUAGCAAUAAUACAGAGUAACCAGGGCCAGAUUUAAAAGAUUGUUGGCCCCUGGAUUGGAGUCAGUGUUGGUGCCCUGUCCACUCACGAGAAAUUCUUCUAAUUAUGGAAAUUACAGUAUGUUAAUGUUAAACAGGUUGCGCCUAAGAGGAGAGCAGCAUCAGCGGCGUCUGGACUGAUGGAGGCAGAAUAUGUUGCAUGAAGCCUGCUUUCAUCAUGCUGAGGAUGCUGCAUGUGGCUUCAGGACGCAUCAUGGGGCAGACAUUCCCCCGAACCGGCAGGUCAAUUCAGCCUCCUGCUGCUGCUUCAUGAACUCUGGAAACAUGGAUAAAACCAGACAGUUUCUAUUUUUCCUCGUUAUUUCUGUGCAGCGCCACCUGUUGAACUUCCUGAUGAUACGUUGGCACUUUUAAGAGCUGAUUCAUUGAACUUUCCUAAUGAUAAUGUGAUAUAAUCUGACAUUUGACACUGUGAUUCAGGAAAAAAAUGUUAACUGGAUUUUUAAAAUAAAGAUUUGAAUAAAACAUU
Molecule: messenger RNA, 2329 nt
Organism: Gambusia affinis (western mosquitofish)
Lineage: Eukaryota; Metazoa; Chordata; Actinopteri; Cyprinodontiformes; Poeciliidae
Product: sperm-associated antigen 6-like
Exons: 11
Coding region: 184-1746 (520 amino acids)
Biological process (GO): neuron projection extension; epithelial cilium movement involved in extracellular fluid movement; sperm axoneme assembly
Cellular component (GO): microtubule cytoskeleton; sperm principal piece; acrosomal vesicle
Molecular function (GO): microtubule binding
Source: RefSeq, a predicted model, not a curated record